GAAGUUUACUCCAUUUGUAUUAUUUUUUUCCCCCCGGCGACAGGAUUGCGGAGCUGUCAAUUCCUGUGAUCUACCAAUCUAACCACUGAUUGUAGAAAAUUUAAAAAAUAAUGAUGAUAAAAAUGUUUUGAGCUACAAGCAGAGAGACCUUUGGGUUGAAGCCGAUGCUACAACAUCGCUGUGCUGGCCCUUUAAGAAAGCCGGAGAUCAACGAGUGCAACUGAUGAGCAGAAACGGCGACCAUGUCUGAACAAGGAUAUCAGUUAGCAGCUACCCCUGAUAGAAGACUGAGCACACCUGAACCACAGAGAGUGGUACCCUGGAAGACACCGAUACAAGUCCUCUAUGAGCAUGGCGUCGUUACCGGAGACCUCCCCGUGUUCGUGAUGGAGAAGACGGAAGGAGAGGCUCACCAGCCCAGCUUCGUCUUCAGCGUGACGAUCGGAGGCGUUACGUGUACAGGUCAAGGUCCCAGUAAAAAGGUAGCCAAACAACAAGCUGCAGAGGCUGCGCUGAAAGCUUUGAACAUCGACUCGGAAAGCGGGGUCGUUCCUGGGAGGUCCAACGCUAACGGCGUCACAGCAGACCCGAACAACCCCGUGGGCCUGCUGCAGGCGUUAGCUUUGCAGAGACGAUGGCGCGUUCCUGAAUACAUCGUUUUGACCGAGGUCGGGCCGCCACACAGGAAAGAGUUCACUAUUAUCUGUAAACUGGAGUCGCUCACAGAGCAGGGGGUUGGAAACACCAAAAAAGCAGCGAAGAAGGAAGCAGCAGAGAAAAUGGUGGCGAAGCUUCAAAGUUUAUCGGGCUCCUCGGAGAUCACAUGGACUCCUAAUCCGAGCGUCGGCUUUGAGAAGAUAAGGAGCUCCACAGCAGAGAAGAUAUCUCUACUGAGGAGAAACCCUCUGAGCAUUCCUAACACCGACUACAUCCAGAUGCUGCUGGAGCUCUCCAAAGAGCAAGGCUUCGAGGUCACCUACUUUGACAUCGAUGAGCUGACGGUGAACGGUCAGUACCAGUGCCUGGCAGAGCUGUCCACCUCCCCCGUCACCGUGUGCCACGGCACCGGCAUCUCCUGCAGCAACGCCCAUAACGACGCGGCGCACAGCGCCCUCCAGUACAUGAAGAUCAUGGCUUCCAGCAAAUAAAACGUCCCCGCCAGCAUCAGCAGAUCCUUCACCUGAACUGUCACCUGUGAUCGUGUCACAGAGCAGCCCCACUUGAUCUCUUCUGGUUUUAUUGGAACUGGUGACAAUGAUGACAAAAGGGUCAGAAAACCUUAUGUAAGCAGGUUUAACUUGGUGCUUUAAGGAGGCUUCAAAUAUGCAGAGUAUUUAAGUUAGAAACUACAGGGAACUGGCUUUUUAACUCACCUUGAACUAAAAAAAUUAGUCUUUUUUUUUCACUGUCGGCCAAGUUUGUUUCUGUUGUUUUAUAGUCAGGAUGCAGGUUAUCUCAGUUUCCUGUUUGUUUUAAUCAUGGUCCCGAGGAGGAACGUAUCCUGAGAAAUAUUAGUUUCGAAAUGUUUGCAUUUAAACCCUCUGCAAAAAUCCACUUUGUAUACUUUUCUGUCAAAAUGCUGGCCGCUGUGCGGUUUGCCCUUAAAACGGAGACGUUGCUUUCAGCUCUCCCGUCAUGGACCUGGUCAUGUGCGUAAAUGUGACCCUGUUGACAAAUCUCCCGACUUGUGUAAGACCUGAGCCCCGAUGCAGAUUCAUGUGUUUGACGGCAGAAAAUAAACCCACUCAUCUCCAGAACCAUUGCCAGUGUCUGGUUGUUGCAGCCCCUUCGCCGGGGGGCCGUCUCCGGGUUAUCGGACGGAAUAUUUAAUAUAAGACGUUGGGCCGUGCCUCUUCCAGUACUGGUCCGGUCCCAGCUUGUGCAGCUUAACACAUUUCUUGUAGAUUAUUGCUUUUAGGAGCUUGUUGGAAAUUUUUAUUUCUUUAUUUUUUUUUUAUAAAAAACGGAGCCAGUGCCAGUUUAACAUAAAGCUUAAGAGCCCAUAUUCUGUAGGACUGAGCCAUCUGUCCCAGACCAAACCCCCAUCUGCACCAACAGCGGCCAAUCAGGCGUCACAAAUCGCUGCUAGACGUUAGAAAGCUUGACUCAAGCGUUCCUCUUUCAUGAAAAAAAAAUAAAUGUUUAUGAUAAAUUUCACAGUUUGUCUUUUUAGACAAGACGACGUGGCUUUAAGUGCUGCCAUAAAGCAGAAAUUAUGUUAAUCUCCUGUAAUAAACUGGUGUUGGUUGCUUACCACAUUGUCAUUAUUCAUACGUGUUCAUUUUCUAAGGCGGUCUGGUGCAGCUGAGACCACGUUUCCAUACGCUGUAGAAAGGGACACAAGCUUUUGUUUUCCUUCAUACUGUCUAAAGUUAAAUGGGACUAAAUUUAUCCUGUCUUUGCUCCCUUAGGAUCCCUAUAACCAUUUAGGCCAGAAUAAUUAGGUGUUAAAAAAAAUGGUUCGUCCAUAAUUAACUCCUAAUCAGAAAUAUAGGUACAUUUCCUCUGUUUUUGGAAGAAUUUGUUUUUUUAAAAUGCAGGACAGACGUUUUAAUGCCUUCCUCAAAGCUUAUUGCAAUAGUUUGCUGUAACUUUGGCCCAUUCCCCCUGACAGAAGCAAUGUAACUGGGUCAGGUUGGUAGAACCGCACCUUUUUCAGCUCGGCCUGCAAACUUUCUGUGGGACUGAGACCAGGACUUUGUGACGGUCGGUCCAAAGAGGCAACACUUUUUGUCCUUAAGCCACUUUGUUACUAAUCUGCCGGUAUCCCAAGACCCAUUUGUGUCCAAGCUUCAACUUCCUGAAGCGUCGACAUGUUACUUUAAUAUUUCCACAUGCUUCUGUGUCUUUGUAAAUCCAUCGAUUUUUGGGACGUCUACCAGUCCCUCCUGCAGCAAAAAAAAAAAAAAAAAAAAAAAAACCUCACCCAGAACUCCAAGUUAACACUGUUUUUAAAGAAAGAGCACCAGCAAACCCGCUAAGGUCAGCUAAUUGUACCCGUGUUACUCUAUAAGGAGCUCAACAGUGACAGGGUGCAACAUGCUUCAGUACACGGACUUGAAAACUACUGCUGAGUUUGCAGGGUGUUUAUUCUAAAUGUUUUCAUAAGUUUAUCCAGGUAACUAAAUAUUGGAUAAUAUUAAAGAUGCAUUUCAGUGAACUAGAAUAUCCAAAAAUGACUUAAUUUAAAAAAGCGAAAGUUAUAUAUUCUACCGAUUUAUAAGACCCAGAGCGAUUUAUUAUAACUGUUUAUUUCUUAUGACUUAGAGCUAUUGAAAACCCAAACUACACUUUCCACGCAGAGUUUGAUUGUGUAAGAUUUAAAAAAAAAGAAAAAAAAAAAGAUUGUGGCUAAAGAUAAAAGUCAAAAGAUGAAUUGUCAAAACACCAGUGAAAACAUUAAUAUAUUAGAAGGGUUUGAUUGUAACAGCAAUAAAAACUUCCACUGAUUGUUGGGAAGGGUAUAAGUAAAGUUUUAUUGUGAAUAAAAUCGAGGUAAAAAC
Molecule: messenger RNA, 3503 nt
Organism: Fundulus heteroclitus (mummichog)
Lineage: Eukaryota; Metazoa; Chordata; Actinopteri; Cyprinodontiformes; Fundulidae
Gene: prkra
Product: protein kinase, interferon-inducible double stranded RNA dependent activator
Exons: 9
Coding region: 243-1148 (301 amino acids)
Source: RefSeq, a predicted model, not a curated record